This is a messenger RNA of Bipolaris oryzae ATCC 44560, 1959 nucleotides long. RefSeq lists its product as uncharacterized. The annotation marks the transcript as partial. The transcript has 8 exons. Gene Ontology annotation, molecular function: ATP binding; ATP-dependent chromatin remodeler activity. Lineage: Eukaryota; Fungi; Ascomycota; Dothideomycetes; Pleosporales; Pleosporaceae. The record is from RefSeq and is a predicted model, not a curated record.
AGCCGUAAGUUGGGCGUGAACGAGACUCCCAGAGUCAUGGUUGUGCUGACCACUUGCAGUCACCAGUUGAAAGCCCUGUCUAUGAUGGUAGAAAAAGAGAGCGGGAUAAUCGAGGGAAAUCACUUUGAUUCUAUGUGGACUACGGUCUUGCUAAUCCAGAAAUGCAGGUAUCGCAACGCGGUAACUUGUCAAGUCCAAACUGAGAUUCCGAUGCCCUGUCUUGGUGGCAUUCUCGCUGAUGAGAUGGGCCUUGGGAAAACUUUAUCUAUGCUUGCUCUUAUUACACUGAAAUUGGAUGAGAUGGAAAAUUUGGCCCCAUGCCCGUCUCAAAACCAUACUACCAUUAUCGUUACACCUAUGUCACUCCUUCAGACAUGGGAGGAGCAAAUAAAGAGCCACAUUUAUCCGGGAAGAUUGUCUUACUACAAAUACCAUGGUUCCUCGAGACGAAUAUUACCAGCUGAUCUCCACAGGCAUGAUGUUGUUCUGACGACAUAUGACACUCUUGUAUCUGAGGCUGCGCACAAGAGGCACGACAACAAGGAGACUGAGUCCCUGCUAGAUCUUGAGUGGCUCCGAGUCGUUCUAGAUGAAGCUCAUCUGAUUCGAAAUUCCAGAUCAAGGAAGUAUCGGGUAGUGAGAGAGCUGAAAUCACGACAUCGUUGGUGCCUCACCGGCACUCCGAUAUUUAAUCGCGUGGAAGACUUCGGGACGUUGCUCACCUUCCUGCGUGCGAGCCCUUUCCAUGACCCAAAAUUGUUCAGCCUGUUUAUCUCAGAACUUCUAAAGAACAACCCAGAAACAGCGCUGUCAUACCUUCGCAAGCUCGUCCAAUCCACCUCUCUGCGGAGGAGCAAAGCCACCGUCCAGAAAGAUCUCGGGAUUCCCGGCCGAGAAAAUCGCGUUGAAAAGAUCAUUCUCAACAACGACGAGCGCCAGAAAUAUGACAGGCUCAAGCAAAGUUGGGAUAAGAUCCUUCGGAUGCAAUCAGAGACAACUUCAAGAGAUAUAUCCGCUCAAUGCAUCUUCCAGAUAAUCCUUAGGCUUCGCCAAUUCUGUAAUCAUGGCUUUGAUCUUUUCCCACCAUCUGCUAUGGCCAUUUUUUCUGAGUCUGAUCCUGAAGACUCAAUUCUGAAUCAGAUUUUAAAGGCUUCGGAAACAUGUGCAAUCUGCACGAAGUUAUCCCAGCCUCAUCUAAAUGGUUUCAGUCAGGCCUCUUCAUUGGACUGCGGACAUUCAGUCUGCCCACGCUGCGGAAAGAAGAUGGAAGAUGAUUCGUCCCUGGAGGGAGUAGAUUGCAAACUUGGUCUCAGGAUCGACGAGAAAAAUAGUUUGUCCCGUAACACUGCAGCAGCGUAUUCGAUGUCUGCAGCAACAAGUGAUCCUGAAAGUCCUGAGAGGUUCUACAAGCCUUCGUCAAAAGUCGUCGCUUUGGUGCGAAAUCUUCGCGAUCCUUAUUCUCUACGUCCACUAACAUCCCCUUUCACAUGCAGCGUCGUAUUCUCAGGCUGGAAGAAGAUGUUAUGCUUAGUUGAAAAGGCCUUGAGACAUAGCAACAUCCCAUACGAGCUUAUCGAUGGCUCCCUAAAUGAUCAAGCAAGACGAUCUACGCUUCAAAACUUUCGCGCCCAAAAGGGCUAUUGCGUUCUUCUUGCGUCCGUUGGGAGUGCCGGUGUCAGACUGGAUCUCACAGUCGCGUCGAGAGUACACAUGCUUGAGCCGCAGUGGAGUCCCAUGGCGGAACAACAAGCGUUGGAUCGAGUCCAUAGAAUGGGCCAGAGCAGGGAAGUUGUUGUGACGCGGUACAUUGUGAAGAACUCGAUCGAGGAGGUAGGUGGUCAAACAUGUUCAUCUCAUGUUGUGUUUCGAACGCUGAUCUGCUUAUCACCACACACAGUAUGUUGUUGCCGUACAAGGAAUCAAAUCAAGUAUUAUCAACCAUUCCGUCGAGGGGCAUGA